GAAGGCGCCCAUGGCAGAGCAGGCUGGGAGUGGGAUUGUGGUUCUGUUUGUUGUGAAUGCUGUAGGUGUUAUUGUUCGCUUGCUUUAUUGUAAAAACUAGUAAAAAAACCCCUGUGAUUUCUAUAUUCAUAUGCUUUUGCCUGAGAGAACCCUAAUUUCAAAAUUAAAAUAAUUCAGAAGGACGGGGGUUACAUUUUCCAUUUCAAGGGAGGCUCCAGCCUUCACUAACACACAUUUGUCUUUCAAAACAUUUUAGCAUAAAUAUAUCUAGUCAAUAAGCAAAGCCUAAGCUGGAGUUGCUGAGCUCCAAGGAGCAAUCAGACCAUAUGCAUGUACUGAAUUUUGCAGCACUUUGGUAUUUUCUCUCAGUCAGGAGGGCAAGAAGAGAAGGAAUGAUUUAGAAAGAAACUCAAGCCAGCUCACCUGAAAAUUAACAUCAAACUGUUGAAUAAGUAGGAAGGGGGAGAUUAUGCAGUACUAAAACUCCACCCAUGACCUUGCAAAAACCUCUGGACAAACAGAGGUGCUCUCUGAACACCUGGGAAAAUUCACUCGAAAGCCUUCUUGGGAAAUAUAACAUCUGUCUCUUCCUGGAGAGCAUAUAAACCAAGAGAGUCUGAGACUGCAGCAGAGGCAUUGGAGACUCCUCUGCCACUCUGGGGCUGUGAGCAGAAUCCUGUGCCACUCCUUCUCACGGGGAGCAAGAGCCCUUCACUGAAAUCCUCCCACCAUGCUGGGGCUGCUGCUGCUGCAGGUGUUGGCCAGCUGCCUCUGGCUGGGACACGGCGAGGUGGGGAACUCCUUUGAAAAUUGUAUUCAGUUUUUCUAUGCAAACUCCACCCCAAAUGAUGCCCUGAAUCCAAAGAACCCAGCCUGGAUCUGCCAGCGGUACAACGGCUCUUAUCACUAUGCCACCCUGUACAACAGAGACGAGAGAAUACCAGUGUACUCUGCUUACAAAUACCAUCCUGUAGAAGGGAACAAUCCUCGACGAUUGUGGAUGGUUGAGCCUCAGCUCAUAGGUAAAAAUAAUUUUGAAGCUAUGGAAAUGGAAUCAGUCCUCAUAAGAAACAAUUUCACCGUAGAAGAAAUCCAAAAGAGCCAGGCUGUCAAUGCUGACUACAACAUGACUGUUUGGGACCGUGGCCAUUUGUGCCCCUGUGGCCAUAUGGAUAAUAAAGAGAGCAAGAAAGCUACCUACACCCUGACCAACGCAGUGCCCCAGAAUAAGAGUCUCAAUGAUGGCCAGUGGAAGGUCUAUGAGCGUAGAACAAUGAUCGAAAUGACCAAGGGCUGUACAACCACCUAUGUCAUCACAGGUGCUGUGCCUGGGAAAAAUUACAUGUCCAAUAAGAGGGUUAAUGUACCCAGCCACAUCUGGUCAGCUGCCUGCUGUCUGGUGGGCACAGAGCCCAGGAAGGCUUGGGGGGCCAUUGCUGAGAAUGACAAGAACGAGGUGGAGAACAUCACGCUGGGGGAGCUGGAAGAGAGGUUGACUGAGCUCUACAAGGUGAAAAAUAUUACUCUGUUCAACAAUUCCUGUCCUCGGAAAUAAGCCACACAUCCUCAAUGGAAAAGGUGCAGUGCCUUUUCUCACAUGUCACAGAAUCACAGAAUCACAGAAUGGGUUGGCUUUGAUGGGACAUAAAAGCCUUAAUGAUCAUCUCAUAUUGACCUGCCCGCCAUGAGCAGGGACACCUUCCACUACUCCAGGUUGUUCCAAGCCCUCCCCAGCCCAGCCUUGAACCCUUCCAGGGAUGGGCCAGUCAAAACAUCUCUCAGUAACUUUUACUUGUACCACAGCAUGCUCACAGUAAUUUACUUCUUUAUAAUAUCCCAUCCAACCCUGCCCUCCAUCAGUGUGAAACCAUUCCCUCUUGCCCUGUCACUCCAUACCCUGGUCCAGAGACCCUCUCCAGCCCUCUUGGAGAUCCUUGAGGUACUGCACUCUCAGCAGUCUUCUCCAGGCUGAACAUCCCCAGCUCUCUCACCCUCUCUCCAGAGCAGACAUGCUCCAGCCCUUGCAGCACCUUCAUGGCCUCCACUGGACUCCUCUCCAACAGCUUUGUAUCCUUCUUGUGCUGUGGGCCCCAGAGCUGGAGGCAGCACUGCAGGUGGGGUCUCAGCAGAGCAGAGUAGAGGGGGACAAAUGUCCUGUGCAGAGUCUGUGCUGCUUCCUUCUCUGCUGUGUUCCCAGCUCUGUCCCUCAGGCCACCUCCUCCUCUGCUCAAAGGCACAGAGACGUGGGCAGAGCCUCCAGCUGCUUUGCUUUGCUGCCCAUCUCAGGAGAGAGCUCUCAGGAACAAGUCCUCUCCUCCUUUGCUGUCCCCAGGAGUGUGCAGCUGACUUGUCCCUCACCUCCUUAGCAAGGCUGUGGCACCAGGGCUCCUCAGGUUGCCCAGAGAUCCUGUCUGGAGAUCUCCAUGUCUGGAGAUACCCAAAUGCCAACAAUACGUGAUUCUGGACAACCUGCUGAUCCUUCUGGAGCCUGGAGUCUGGAUUAGAUUGUCCUGAAAAGUCCCUCCAAAACACAACAAUUCUGUGAUUCUGUGAUCCUGGCACAUGCUUUUGCUUGCUUGCUUUGGAAACUGCACCUUGAGAGCAGCAGCUGUUGUAUCAGACAGGCAGGCUUUGGCAUCAGAGACAUAGAAAGCUUUGAGCAGCCAAAGCUGAAUUCCUGUGAUGCACUCCUUGGACACCUUCAUUCUCUGCUCUGCUUCUGAAGCUUUUCUGCAGAUUGAUGGGAAACUGAUUUGGGGAAAUGUAUUCAAUGGUUGUCAAAGACCAAUGUGUGCCACAUCAUGGAGUUUGCAAAAGGUCACAAUAAAAGUUAUUUGCUGCAGUGCUGGA
Messenger RNA from Passer domesticus (house sparrow), 2850 nucleotides. Its product is annotated as endonuclease domain-containing 1 protein-like. The record is from RefSeq and is a predicted model, not a curated record. Lineage: Eukaryota; Metazoa; Chordata; Aves; Passeriformes; Passeridae. The coding region runs from base 731 to 1555 and encodes 274 amino acids. The transcript has 3 exons. Gene Ontology annotation, molecular function: nucleic acid binding; hydrolase activity; metal ion binding.